GGCAGGCAGUGUGAGAGCUCACUGUCGCCGGAUGUAGUGUCACACUUGGUGAAGAGUCAGUAUUCUAAUGUAUUUCCAUUGGAUACAAUUAACACUAUAGAAUUUAAGUUUAUAGAAGGGUUACUUCUCAACUAUGUGUUUCUGCUGAAGAUCUGGGACAGGAGGUACACUGUAUUUCUCAAGAGAUGAAUGAGCUAAAGUCUAAAUACCAGUAUAUCACUCCAACCACUUUGCAUAUCAGUGCAGAGCUUGCAACCUCACACUUUCAUAACUCUGUUGCCGAGGAAUUUGACACACGGAUAGCCUGUCUGGUGGAGGUAUUUUUGGUGGAGAUUUAUAGAUGCAAAUUAUGUCAGUUUACCAGUAGCCUAAAAAAUAAGAUGUGCCUUCACGUGUCUGAUUCUCACCAAAUAGACCAAGAGCACUUCAUUCCCGGUGUGAAAGGCACUGAUGAAGAAGAACAUCAUUCUUUUGAGAUAGGUGAAGAAAUUGCUCAGGAAAACAAGGAGAAUGAGGAGAACCUAGAGAAAAUGCCAUUCUUGUUGCCUAUGUAUGGAAUACUGAACACAAUGAGCCCAGAGUCUUGUGACAUGAGUAUUGGAGAUCAUAGCAGUAAUGCAAAUGUCGCCAAUGCUAGUGAAGUUAAUUCACUCUUUGAGGAAGAUGCAUCACAAUUCCAGUUGGACGAGUCUGGCCCUGAUGGCUCCACCCCCCCUUUAAGUAGUGCAAAUUCCCCGACAUCUAGGAAAAGCAAAGACGAAGAAGAUGCCCAGUGUGAACAUCUCUUAUCACUUGGACUUUGUCAUAUUUCUAACAUAAGGUCACAUACUUCAUCCUCCACAGCAAAGCUACCAAAAAUUGAAAAUAAGGUACCCACUCAGACCCACAGUACAUAUGAAAAAGUAACACCACUAGACUGCUUAUCGGUGGACAAAAAUCCAGAAAAACACAGCUGUAACGAAAGGUAUCUAUGUUCCUCAUGUCAACUUGAAUUCAAAAGUAAGGAAACUUACAAAAUUCACAUGCAGUGCCAUAAAGUGGAUGGUAGCUUCAGGUGUUUUUACUGUGGGUGCUGCAUUGAUGAAUGGAGUCAAAUGGAAAAGCACAUUCAAAGUCACAAAAACCAACAAAGGAGCUAUCAGUGCCAAGUGUGCCAGAAGCGUUUCAUGACACAAAAAGCAUGGAAGGUUCACAUGAAAAGCCAUGACAAACAAAGUAAUGUUUCCUUCUGCUCCAAGUGCCCUUCGUCUUUUGAGAGUGAACGUGUAAGGAACCUACACUCAACAUGUCACUAUGAAGAUAUUUUUAAAUGUUUUCAAUGUGGAUUAAUGGAUCAAGAAUGGAGCAAACUAUAUGAACAUUUGCUCAGCCACGGUAACAAUCUUAAACCUUACAUUUGCAACACUUGCAACCAAAGAUUCUUCAAAAAAGCUCAACUAAAAGCACACUCCUCUAAGCACAUGUCUGUUACUUGUACUAUCUGUGAAAAAUCAUUCAAGACCAACCAACAAAUGAACAGACACCAUAAACGCUUUCAUCACAAACCAAGUAUUGGUGAAAAAAGAAAAAGAAAGAAAGCAGCAAACCACACAUUUGACAUGGAACCGGAGUGCACCACCAAUCCGGAGCUGUAUUCAAAAAGAGAAUUUGAAUGUGAAAUAUGUAGCAGGAAGUGUUCUUCUAAAUUGGCUCUUCAGAGACACAUGGGAGUGCAUGCUGAAGAAAAACCUUUUCAUUGCCAAAAUUGUGACUACAAAACCAGGCUGAAGGCGUCAUUAAUACAGCAUAUGAGAAUACAUACGGGUGAGAAACCUUUCAAAUGUGAGCUGUGUUCAUAUGCCUCAAUAGAUGCAAGUUCCCUGCGUCGACACAGCAGAACACACACAAGUGAAAAGCCUUACAAGUGCCAGCGCUGUUCUUAUAGCAGUAUUCAGAAGAAGAGUCUUGACCUGCACAUUCGUCGCCAUCACACUGGGGAGAUGUUCAAGUGCAGCUCUUGCCAGUAUUCAUCUCCUGACAAACAGUUACUGCAGAAACAUGUAAAGAAGUACCAUGCCGCCGAAGAAUCUUAAAGAAAUUCUCAUUUAACACGGUCAUCAUGGAGUACUGGAGGGGUCCUAGUAACAUAAUGCAAUCUGACCAAAGGCGGGAUGAAAUGCCAGGUUACAAAUGUAUGCGCUUUCUACUGAAGUGGCAUUGAUAUAGACCUAAGUAGAAAACAAAACCAUCCAUCCCAUGCUCUACACUUUGAUUGUCAUAGAAGAAAGAUGUACACGCUCCAUCAGAAGAUAAACACAGGCCUCCCUACAAAAGUACUAAUGUGAAAAUGUAAUUAGUGUUUUAAUGCGACAGAAUCACAUAGCUUUGGUAAACACAUUAGUGACGUUGUCAUGCUGAACCCUUUAUGUUGUAAUUAGAUGAUUUUUUGCUACUGUUAAUCUUCCAAAUAGGCAUUGACAUGCAAUCCAAAUGUUUCCAAUUAUUUUUAUCCUUUUCACAAAAGUAUUUGAUGACUGUAAGACACUGUCAAUGCAGCUCUUCACAUUCUAUUAACUGGAAUUCAGGGUAGGCGUUUCUCGCUUUUGUUGUAAUAAUGACAGUAAUUUCUAAAUUACAUUUGAUGUGUGCUUUCAUAAAGCCUCCAUGGUUUUACUGAAUUAAAUCUAUGCCUGUCAUUUUAUACACUUUUACUAAUGUUUGUAAGUAAAUCAUUGUUACUAAUGCCAGAAUGCUCAAUAAUUAAUACCAUUUUGUA
Messenger RNA from Pelobates fuscus (common spadefoot toad), 2755 nucleotides. Its product is annotated as zinc finger protein 260-like. Bases 186 to 2072 code for a protein of 628 amino acids. The record is from RefSeq and is a predicted model, not a curated record. The transcript is spliced from 7 exons. Gene Ontology annotation, biological process: regulation of transcription by RNA polymerase II. Gene Ontology annotation, molecular function: chromatin insulator sequence binding. Gene Ontology annotation, cellular component: chromosome. NCBI's taxonomy places the organism in Eukaryota, Metazoa, Chordata, Amphibia, Anura, Pelobatidae.